Messenger RNA from Cuscuta epithymum, 1295 nucleotides. NCBI's taxonomy places the organism in Eukaryota, Viridiplantae, Streptophyta, Magnoliopsida, Solanales, Convolvulaceae. The record is from the annotation of a GenBank genome assembly.
UUAUCACUUUUUUCUCAAAAGUGCAUAAAUAGGCAUACCCACCCAGCUCAUCGGGAAUUAACUGGCUCAUCGUUCUCCGUCACGGGCAUUGAGAAAUUAACAGAUCGGUGAUGCGCGCUGCUCGAUGUUUAAUAAUUAAUUAACUACUCUCAUGCAUGCCGCAUGAUGCAUUAUAUUGUCGCAUGGACAUACAUAGAUCGAUCAUAAUGAAACCACACACAUAUAUCAUUAAAUCUAUGUAUGUAUACAUGGAUGCCUUAUUAGCCGCCUAGUAUCCAUUGAUGAAACCACAGGAAUAUAUCAUUAAAUCUACCUAAGUACCUAGCUGCUAGUUUCUUGAUUCAUCCGGCCAUGUCGGGGACGUUGAGUUUGAAGCUUUUCAUUGACGAAAAGGCCGGAAAAGUCAUCUUUGCGGAGGCAGACAAAUCCUUCGUUGACUUCGUGGUCAACAUCCUCUCCCUCCCUCUUGCAGCUGUUUCCAAGCUUCUCAAAUAUGAGACCGGCGGUGGAUCCCUCGGAAUACUCCACAAAAGCGUCGUGAACCUUUUGAAAAAAGAAGAUUCAUUAUUGUCCACUUCAAUGCCUUUUCUCUUGACCGGCGACUUGUUUUCCGGCAACAAAUCGUACCAUUGUCCCCGUUGUGGACCUUGUGGUGGUCUGAUUUUUCCCAAGGGGAGUGCUACGAAUCAGGCCGAAGCAAUGGAGUCUGGAUUUGUGAAGGAGGGGAUGACGUAUAUGGUGUCGGAUGACUUGGAGGUGAAGCCGCUCUCUACUGUUAACAUCAUCAAUCUACUGAGUUCCUGCAAUAUUAUGAACAUUGCUUCACUUGAGGUCAAGGAUGUUACUUUUGGAAGUGAUCAGGCGCGACUGCUGUUGAAUACCGCUAUGUCCUCAAAAUCGGUUCUCAGUUCUAUGUUUCUCCCGCCGGUGAUUAUUGGCGGAGCUGUUGUUGAAGCAGAUUUUGGAGGUGGAGCAUCUGCAGCCCCUGCUGGUGCUGCAGCCCCGGCUACAUCAGUUCCUGCAGAAGCAAAAAAUGAAGAGAAAGAAGAGGAGAGUAAUGAAGACAUGUGGUUCACACUCUUCGAUUAGGCAAUUACGAUUGUUCUAAUAUGUUAUUUUAUCUAUAUGGUUUUUGAGAAAAACUGUUUUGGCAUUAAUUUAGUUCACUAGAUUUGAGACACAUGUGCUAUGGAUUACUAUUAUGAUUUGAAGUGUUUUCUUAGGAUUCUUUUUUAUUUAAAAAGAAAGAAAAAAUAAAUAAAAACAUCAUACAUUACAAAUUAUUGAAGAUUUAC